Molecule: messenger RNA, 3043 nt
Organism: Phragmites australis (common reed)
Lineage: Eukaryota; Viridiplantae; Streptophyta; Magnoliopsida; Poales; Poaceae
Product: DDT domain-containing protein DDR4-like
Exons: 12
Coding region: 74-2353 (759 amino acids)
Biological process (GO): regulation of DNA-templated transcription
Cellular component (GO): RSF complex
Source: RefSeq, a predicted model, not a curated record
ACUCCCUGCCACGCGGAAUCCCACUUUUACCCUUCCCUCCCCUCCCCCGCUCCCCUUCCCUUGCCUUGCUCCCAUGGCCUCCACCUCCUCCUCGGCCCCCGCUUCCCCCUCCCACACAAACCCUAACGCUAGCACCGGCGCAGAUCCCCGAUCUGAUCCCCCCAUGCCGGACGCCAGCGGCGGCGGAGACGGCGCUUCUCCCGCUUCCCCGGAGAAGCGGGAGGAGGAGGAGGCGCCGCCGGGGAAGGCGAAGCGGGCGGCGCCGGCCGAGGAGGAGCAGCCGACCCCGCGGAAGGCGCGCCUGCCCCGCGCGUGCAACAGCAAGCCCAAGCCCCCGCCCCCGCCGCCGCCGGAGCGGCCGCGCCGGCGCGCCGCGGUGGGCGGCGGCGGUGGCGCGGACGAGACGCCGCAAUGCCGCGUCGUCACGCCGCUCGUGUCGGAGCCCGAGGCGCCCGCGGAGCUGCCGCGCUGGCGGCUCCGCUGCAUGUGGGAGCUUGGCUCCGUCCUCAACUUCCUCCACGUGUUCCGGCCUUUGCUGAACAUCACUGCGGAGUUUACGGCGGAGGAUCUCGAGGCGGCGCUCAUCACUCCCAACGAGACCCUAGACGAUGUGCACAUGCCACUGCUAAAGUCGAUUCCUCCAGUAACUCGCAUGGCUAUGGGUCGUGGAACUUGGGUGACUGUCCUAUGUAGGAAGCUAAAGGAUUGGUGGCAUUGGGUUGCAGAAGGUGAUCUGCCAAUAGUUGCUUCCCAUGGGACUGAAAUUGAAAUGUACAAAACACUAGAACCGGCGACUCGUUUAGUGAUCUUGAAAGCGAUAUGUGAUAUUCGUGUUGAGCAAGAGGAUAUUCGGAACUUCAUUGACAGUUCCCUUAAGCAUGGAUACGGCCUUUCUACCUUCCGUAAAGAACGGAUUGGGGGAGAUUCCCUUGGAAUCUCAUACUGGUACGAAGAUGAUGAAAUUCUUGGACAUAGAUUGUAUCGUGAAAUUAGACGAGUGGAACAGGUCAAGAAGGAGCCAGGAAAGAGAUCCAGGGGAAAAGGAUCUUCAACUCCUCCAGUUGUGUCCUAUCAGUGGGAAACUGUUGCGUCCAACUUUGAUGAGUUUGAUGAUGUUGCAGAAAAACUUUUCUCAAGUCGGAACAGGACAGAGGUUUCCCUUGGAAAGAAGCUGAAGAUUGAAUAUCUUCCGGAGAUAGAAAAGAUCCAUAAAAAGAAGGAGAGGUUGCUAAAAAAGCAACAGAGAGAAGCCCUCCUCCUUGAUAGCUACUUGACAUCAGAUGGACAUACCACUGGCCGCUCUCUGCGUGAUAGAAAGCCUGUAACAUAUACAUUUGAUGACUAUGAUCGCUCAAUAAAUGAAGCCAUUAAAAUAACGAAGAAAAGAGAGGAGAACUCAGCUGAGCCUGUUGCUGCUACUGCCAAUAGAAGGGUGCUUAUUUCAAGAUCAGAGGCACCUAGCAAUGGAAAGUUAAAUGGUACCUCACCGACAGCCAACGAAUCAUAUGACGGAAAUUCAUCAAAGUCGGAUGACUACCGAGAUAGUGAUGGUGAGCAAGAAAAUGAGGCACUUGAUCGCAGCAACCGGCAGAGGAAAAGAUCUCAGAGAUACACAAAAGACUUUGUUGAGGCUGUCUCGGAUAUUGAUCCAAACUUUGACAGCGACGAUGAUAUCAUGGGAGAGGCAGUGUAUGAUGAGGAAUACCUGAGAAGUCGCAAACAGCAGAAGACAUCAAGCGCUUCUGAAGAGGAUGAAGAGUUCCGGUUGGAAGAAGAUGCUGAAGAUGAUGAAGAGGAAGAGGAAUAUUCGUUGAGUACCAGUGAAGAUAUAGAGGAGCCCCAGCGGCAUAAAAAAUUAGAAACUCAUGGCCGGCGAGUCGCCAAGCUGAGAUCUGUAGAUGAAAUCCAGACAGGUCUCAGACGCAGCAAGCGUUCCUCUCGUCCACGUAUUAACUAUCAACAAUAUGAUUUUUCAGACACGGAUACAGAGCCAGGAAAGACCAGGAAAUCUGACGCAUCAGAUCCUGAUGCUGCCUCCGGUGCAGAAAACGAUAUGGAGCUCUCGACGUCUAGUCAAGAGCAAGAGGAAGAAGAGGAUGAUAGUCCUGAUGAACAAAAUGGUAGUAGUGUGAAUAAUAAAAUGGAGGAGGACCAUCCAGUGGCAGAAAAUAAAGUACAACAAGAUGAGAAGCAGCAGCAGCCACAACAGCAGCCUGUAGAGAAGAUGGAUGUUCCCAGCAAGGAAAGUGAAAGUGUAGGGAGAGCAUUCCUGGAUCUAAAUGAGCUUGCACCUGGAGCUGGCUUUGACGAUGGGCCAAGCCUGACCAUGAAAGAUGACAUGGAUAACAGUUAGGAAAUAAGUUUUGUGAUACAUUUUGAGUGUCAACGCAUUCCGACUUCCGAGCAAGGUGUAAAUGCGGGUGGACCAUUAAGAAAUGGGCCUUUGAUGAAUGAUGCGACUAUAUUUGGGUUGUUUGAGCUGAUGGCUGCUGCAUUGGUUCUACUGGAUGCAGGAUGAGCUUCUUCAAAUAUUAUCAUACUUGGAGGCCAUGAGUAAGUUUUGCAUUCGAUUAUGUACACUACAUGAACGGUGCACGUCAAUCGAUCACUGCUGUAUUAUGGCCAGACUGAUUGAUUCUGUAUUGCGGCCAGUUCUGUAGGAUAUAAAUUUAUCGCCUCCAUUUAUUGAGCUUUAGGUGCGAGAAUAGUAAUGAGAGUUCUUGCAGUAUUUUCUAUGUAUGAAAUAUUUACACCUGAGUGCCGUCUCUCGGCAUUUGUGAACUCUUUUCCACAUGUAGAUUGUAGUUUUUUAAGUCUAAACAAGAUCAGUAGUUCUGUACCUGUAUCUGACAAUCUGAUUUGUUUGGUCACCUGUGUAGCUGACAUUGAGCUGUCCUACUUAGAUGAGCCGGCAACUUUGUAAUAUUGUUUGGACUUCGGAAUUUGCUUUUCAGUCGUCCUAGAUGCAAUGGACAGUGCUGUGCAUGUAUUUAGCUGAUGUUGUAGUAGCCCUUGGAUGUAUCCAUUUCAUUGAGUGGCUGGC